This is a messenger RNA of Cololabis saira (Pacific saury), 655 nucleotides long. Its product is annotated as calmodulin-alpha-like. Gene Ontology annotation, molecular function: calcium ion binding. The record is from RefSeq and is a predicted model, not a curated record. NCBI's taxonomy places the organism in Eukaryota, Metazoa, Chordata, Actinopteri, Beloniformes, Belonidae. The coding region runs from base 59 to 655 and encodes 198 amino acids. Gene Ontology annotation, cellular component: cytoplasm. The transcript has 3 exons.
CCGUCCCUUUCCUCCCUCCGGUAGCGCUAGUAAAACCAACCGUCAAACUCACACAGACAUGGCUGACCAACUAACAGAAGAGCAGAUUGCUGAAUUCAAGGAGGCCUUCUCCCUGUUUGAUAAAGAUGGAGAUGGUACCAUCACCACCAAAGAACUGGGCACCGUCAUGAGGUCACUAGGUCAAAACCCAACUGAGGCUGAACUCCAGGACAUGAUAAACGAGGUGGACGCUGAUGGCAACGGUACCAUUGACUUCCCCGAGUUCCUUACAAUGAUGGCAAGGAAGAUGAAGGACACGGACAGUGAGGAGGAGAUCAGGGAGGCGUUCAGAGACUUCAAUAAGGACGGUCAUGGGCGUGAGUCCAACGCCGACUGGUCGUCGUCCACCACUGACCGGAAAGCUCUACAGUGGAGGAAGCAACUCAGCCUCACAUCCUCCAGAAGAAACCUCGUCAUCACUCUGCGACCUGACCAACGCAGCUCACCUAACGCUGCAUCUUGUGCUGAUUUCCUCAUCUCUCCUUGGGUGGAGACGAAGCCUCCCCGGUACCAGUACAAGAUCUGCUACAUGGACAGUGCUCCCAAAGUUGAAAUCACAACAUGGAAUGGGAAUAUGCAGGGUACGACCGAGACCGAGAUCCUGCAGGACGAGUAA